Molecule: messenger RNA, 2061 nt
Organism: Vespa crabro (European hornet)
Lineage: Eukaryota; Metazoa; Arthropoda; Insecta; Hymenoptera; Vespidae
Exons: 5
Coding region: 34-2061 (675 amino acids)
Source: RefSeq, a predicted model, not a curated record
AAAAGAAGAAAAAGAACGAUAAAAGGAUAAAAGAUGUGGAAAUACUUGAAAAUAUUACUAGGAUUUUAUAUGUUAGUUAUAACAAAGUGUUCAUUAUUGGAGAUGUCUCAAAUGAUGUGGGCUAAAUUUUUAGCUGGUGGUUUAUCAAAAGUUGGUCAAUUAGAUCCAUUGAGAGUGCCAAUGGUGAAGGUCGAUCAAUCCGAAGGGAAUACAAGUUAUCGUAUUAUAUUGAGAAACAUCGAGAUAUUAGGAUUAAACGAUUCGACGAUAGAAAGUAUACACGUGGGACGUGGAAAAUUGAGAUCUAAUCUGAGCGAAUUGGAAGCUGGAUAUGUAACUUACAGUGAUCUUGGUGAUUUAGAAUCAAUUCGAUACAAAUUCCAUACGGUUGUUAACAAUAUGAGAAAUAUAAUGAAUAGCAAAGAUGACGUUGCAACGAGCGAAUUUAAUUCGUCACAAUAUAACGAUGAACGAUUUGAAAGGACAAUGCAAUAUCAGCCUGCAAGACAAUCUUCUUAUGAAAAAUCAAAUGAAAGUAAUUACGGAAGUUACGAGAGACAACGACAAGCUCGUUUCAAUGAACGUAAUUAUCAAGAAUCUCAAAGAAAGAUGGCCGAAUAUACGACAACGGAUUCUUCUUACGUAAGAAAUUUGAAGAUCGAAGAAAGAAUGGAAAGUCGUCGUACAAAUGAUAAUACAAAAUAUCCCUCGAGCGUUCACGUUGUAUACGCGCAAAGUUUAAACAAUACUAAAGCCAAUGAAGAAACUAAUAGAAAUGAUAAAGAUGAGAUAGAUUGUUACGAUGGUAAAUCUAAUUCAAGAGAAAGUUCAUACUUGAUGGAAAAACAAGGAAGUUAUCAAAUGUCUGAACAAAUUCAAAAAGACGUAAAACCAAAAUCAUAUUACGAAGAAAAUCACGAGGAUGUUAAUGUUUCGGCUUCGGAGAAUAAAGAAAUUAAAUUGGAUAGACCGAUUGAAGGUUCAAGUAUAUCGUAUUAUAAUGAUCAACGUACGGAUUAUAAAACGAACGAUAAUGUCAAUGAAAAAUUGCAACGAUCGACUGAAAGAUCAGCAGGUAUAUUGUAUUUUAAUGAUCGACGAGGCGAUAUGAUCGAUGAAAGUUUGAAACAACAAACUGAAAGAACAACUGCAUCUUAUUAUACUAAUCAACGUAAGGAUUAUCAACGUAAUGGUAACGUCGAUGGAAAAAUUGAAAUAAUGUCACAACGAUCGGAAUCGAUUAAAUCCUCUAAUCAGAGAUUAGAAAAUAAACCGGGUUAUAUUGAUAUUAUUUAUGCCGAUGAGAAAAAUUCGAAUGGAGUUAAACAUUUUGGUAACAUGAAAUUGCAGGCUAGUCGAGAAACGAAAGUUUAUGGAUUUGAGGAUGUCAUGAAGGAUAUUCAAGAGAAUGCAAGAAUGUUUAUUCAUAAUUUUACUGAAGGUGAAUCAUUGACAAAGAUGAAUGAUCGUAUUAAAAAAGCAUUAGAAGCGAAAAGAUUAAAAGAUCUAGAAAGAUAUGCAGAAAAUUAUCAAGAAAAGGAAGGAUAUUUUGAGGAGGGUAUGGAAUUGAUUUAUCAUUAUGGCGGAAUGGGAAAUGAAUCGAAGGAAAUUAGACGUAUAAAACGUGCACAUCCUGAAAGUGAUUCAGAGGACGACGUGAUGCACGUGAUUAUGCGAAUACGCGUGCCACUUCUUCGCGUGAAAUCUGAAUACAUGCUCACGGGAAAAGUCGGAGAAGAAAUUUUGAGGGGGAACGGAUUACUAGCCGGAAAUUUCACCGAUCUUCUCGGUGAUUUCACGGUUGAAUUGAAGAAAGGUAAUAACGAUUCGAUGACGGUACGUGCUACUAGAGCAAAAUUAACAUCGAAAGAUAAAAGUAUCGAUCUUCAAGGAAUGAACGAGGAAGAAGGUCCUGUAAAAUCGAUAUUAAGUCAAGGUUUAAUGGCUGCCGAAGCAGUUGCAGCUAUGCUUGCCGAUGACUUGACAACGAAGGCUCUCAGCGAGAAAACAGCUGAUGCUAUGGUAUAUCGCAUGUAUAAUGAUCUUCCAAUGGUUAAUUAA